AUGGCUUUCAUCAUUUUACUCUUCAAACCUAUCACACCAUCAAUCUGGUAUGAUGAUCCACCUAGCCAGGACCAAGACCUCGUUCAAAAUUCAGUGACAUUUAAAUGUAACACAGGAUACGCCUAUCCUUCACCCAACUUCACAUGGUAUUAUAGUAAGACAGGUGAAUCACGUCAAAUAUGGCCCACAACAGCAUUUGUAACAGGGAAAAAUGGAGAUUGUACUGAUUCUGAGAAAAUAUAUACAUCUACAUUAACUCUGUCAAGAUUCACAGCGUUUACUGAUAAUACAGAUACCACUGUGAAGUUCCAGUGUGGUGCCAUAUCAGUUACUGGGAGAGAAGAUCAUUUUUUUACACCUGCGUCUGUUAAUGUUAGAUUUGCAGUACGAGUUUUAACAGUGACAUUAAAAGAUGGAAAUUCAGUUCCAUCAAAUUCAUUAGAAGUUACCAAUGGGGAACCUCAUACAUUGACAUGUACAUCAAGUGUCAGCAGACCAACGGCAACUAUCAUCUGGUAUUUUGGAGGUCAGGAACAGAAAAGAGAAACAACCAAUACUUCUAGCUUUACAUUCACGCCAGAAUAUACGGAUAAUCAGAAUCAAGUUUACUGUAAAGCAUUCAACAUACAAUCUGAAAGCCAAGCUGUGUCUUCAAACAUAGUGUCACUUUAUGUGAAAGUAAAGGUAGCUAAUGUAACACUUAAGGAUGGCAACACAAUAUCAUCAGGAACGCAAGAAGUAACAAAUGGAGUAUCUAAAACAUUGACAUGUACAGCAAGUGAAAGCAGACCUACAGCCACUAUAAUCUGGUAUAUAGGAGACGAUGAAAAGAAAAGAGAGAAUGUUACACUGUCUACAUUAACGUUUACCCCAGUUAUCUCCGACCAUAAAAAACAAGUUUAUUGUAAAACUUCACAGUCAGGAAAUCAAGAUGUGUUUUCAAACAGAAUCACUCUUUCUGUAAAAGUAUUAUCUACCACUCCUACAAUCACAGAUCUAACAACAGAAAAGUUAGAAGGAGAUCAAAUAAAAUAUCAGUGUACUUCCUCUCAAACACGACCUGUUGCUAUAGUAACAUGGAAGCUGGGUAUUCAAACACUGACUGAUGUAAAGAAUACAACAAAUAGUCAUGAGAAUGAUUUUAAAUCUGUUACAAGUAUUGUAACAUUUACAGCAAACAGAACUGAUAACAACAAAACAGUUUACUGUGAAACUACAAUACCUGGUCAAAUUAAUUUAGUGAAGGCUCAAGAAAAGAUAACGGUGUAUUGGCCACCAUCGUCACCUGUUAUAUCAACAAGCAGUUUUCCAUUUCUAGAAGGUCAUACAGGAAAGAGUAUUUAUUGUUUCUCAUCUGGUUAUGGUAAUCCUACAGCUACAGCAACGUGGGCCACACAAUAUGGAACACCUGAUAGUGCUGAUACAAGAAAACUAAAGUUACCUUAACUAACGUUUCAAGUUGAUAGAAGUCCAGUAAAAUGUCAGUUGAAGAAUUCAUUUACGCAGAAGAAAGGUCUUCAGAUCAAGUCCAAACAAGUGCUUUUACAAGUUGAAUAUUCUCCAAACGUACAAAUUAUGGCAAAUGGGAAACAAGUAACUACCAUAACGACAAAUGAAGGUGAAACGCUGUCUGUUACAUGUAAUGCCACCGGAAAUCCAACACCAGCAGUAAGUUGGAUGGGACAACAGUCUAGUGGCACUACUUUGUCAUUUGAUGAUAUAGAUAGAACAGACCAUGGUAACUACACAUGUAGGGCUACAGCAACAUCAACUCAUUAUCCCAGUCAUAAUUUUGGUACAGAAGAAACAUUGGCUGUCGUUGUUAACUGUAAGGCAACGGGAUAUACUUGUAACAACUGUCCUAAUACAUGUUCAUGUAGUAAUAUUCAGGCAGUGAUUGUAGGAAUAGUACUUGGAAUAAUCAACGUGGUAGUCGUGGCAUAUGCUGGUUAUGUUACAAUAUUACUGAAACGAAAAAAUGGAAACACAGCAGAAAAUACAUUUGUCCAGCCGGCUAAACUCGCUGUGCCUUUAUAUACAAAUAUGGUGUUCUCAACAAAUGAUGGUGAGGGCACACAACAGGGAACAGAUCCAGAUGAAUCCGGAGAGUCUCAAUAUACGUCACUGAAGACCGAACUAAAAGACGAUAGACAAACAUAUGACCAAUUGAAAGUGUAGCAAUUAAAUGAGAGAAAAAUUAAAGAAAAAAUAAAAUCAUGA
This is a messenger RNA of Ruditapes philippinarum (Manila clam), 2220 nucleotides long. RefSeq names its product kin of IRRE-like protein 1. Gene Ontology annotation, molecular function: cell adhesion molecule binding. Gene Ontology annotation, cellular component: cell-cell junction. The transcript has 11 exons. Bases 1 to 1446 code for a protein of 481 amino acids. Gene Ontology annotation, biological process: cell-cell adhesion. Lineage: Eukaryota; Metazoa; Mollusca; Bivalvia; Venerida; Veneridae. The record is from RefSeq and is a predicted model, not a curated record.